Molecule: messenger RNA, 1122 nt
Organism: Melanaphis sacchari
Lineage: Eukaryota; Metazoa; Arthropoda; Insecta; Hemiptera; Aphididae
Exons: 9
Coding region: 452-1072 (206 amino acids)
Source: RefSeq, a predicted model, not a curated record
AUAACAUUAUGUUCUGCAUUUUCGUAAUUUUUUAUUUAACCAAUGGCCGCCUUUUGGAGUAGGUAGUAAUUAUGUUUCUAAUUUCAAAUUCAAUAUAUUUUCUGGUAGAAAAUAUGUAGAUCUAGUUUAUAGUUAUAGUACUUAGAGCAGCGUUUCUCAAACUGUGGGUCGUCGGUCAAUUAUCGCGGUGAGUCGCGAACAAUUUUUUAAAUUAUACAGAUUCCAAGAAAUAAUCGAUUGCUUUUGCUAUGUUAAUUGCUCAUUAAAAUGUUAAAUUUGACCAUGAAAAAGUACUUAGUAAACUAACAAUAGCUGCGCAAAAUAAAUGAGUGGUGAGUGGUGUACUGGUCUGUCGGUGAGUAGCGACAGGAGAGGGUGACAGCGUUUGCGGGACACGGUGAAAACAUUGAAAACCGAUGGUAUACGGCAUUAAGCACAAAAUUAUAUCAAUAUGACCGAUCCUCAUAGUUCAAAUACAAACGUUUAUCAAGGUGGUGGUCAUUUUGAAUUUUCUUCCGAAAAAAAUUGGGGUGUAGAACAAGAAGAUUGUAGAAUAUUUGAUUCUAUUGAUAUGAAACAUUUAGCUACUAGUAUAGCUAGUAUACCAUUUAAUAUACAACAUGACAUACCUGUCGAACUAUUUACUGCGGAGCAAUUGGAAGAAUUUGAAGUAGAAUCAUCUCUUGCUUUGAGCCGACAUACAUCACUAUGCAAUUCAAAAUUAUUAAGUAUUAAAAAUGUCUUGCAAACUUCCACUGAGAGUAAUAAUCAAGCAUCCACAGACACAAAUAAGUUGUUCUUAAAUAAUUAUUCAAAUUCAGAAGUUGAAAAUGUUCCAUUUGGUUGUGAAAUUCAAUCUAAUAUAGAACUAGAGAAUAUAUUAGGAAAUAGGAAACCUUUAUUUAAUAUACUACAAGAUGAAAUAAAUACAGUUACUAGUAUAAAUAAUAGUGAAGCUGACUCAAUCAUAGUUGAAAAUCAAAAACUACCCAAUAAAGAUGAUAAUAAAAUCGAAAUAAUGAAUCAAAAUUCAGGUCAUUGGCUUGAUUCAAUGUUCGAUAGUGAUGAAUAAAAAUUUAAACUGUAUUUUUCAAUCAUUAAUAUAUUUUAAAUAUUUAAUUC